AGUCGAAUUAAGGCUUCGCGGGCCCCGCCCAUGCGCCUCCGGCGCCAGCGCCAUCUGCGCUGUCAACUGUCAAUCACCCACAGUCCUUUCAGCAAUUGGAACGAAAACAAAUCGCCAUGGGCAAGAUAAUGAAACCGGGUAAGGUGGUGCUGGUGCUGGGCGGGCGCUACGCGGGGCGCAAAGCCAUCGUGGUGAAGAACUUCGACGACGGCACCGGAGAGAAGCCCUACGCGCACGCCGUGGUGGCCGGCAUCGACCGGUAUCCGCGCAAAAUCAACAAGCGAAUGGGCAAAGGCAAGAUGCACAAGCGCAGCAAAAUCAAGCCCUUCAUCAAGACCCUGAACUACAACCAUCUGAUGCCCACGCGGUACACCGUGUCGGAUCUGACCGACGUGAAGGGCAAGAGCCUGUUGGGCUCCGCCAAGGACCUGAAGGACCCCAUGAAGCGCAAGAAGCUGCGCUUCCAGACGCGAGUGCGGUUCGAGGAGCGGUAUAAACAGGGCAAGAACAAGUGGUUCUUCCAAAAGCUGCGCUUCUAGUUCAAUAAAUCUUCUUUAAUUCAA
Molecule: messenger RNA, 563 nt
Organism: Dendroctonus ponderosae (mountain pine beetle)
Lineage: Eukaryota; Metazoa; Arthropoda; Insecta; Coleoptera; Curculionidae
Gene: RpL27
Product: 60S ribosomal protein L27
Exons: 3
Coding region: 117-539 (140 amino acids)
Biological process (GO): translation
Cellular component (GO): cytosolic large ribosomal subunit; ribosome
Molecular function (GO): structural constituent of ribosome
Source: RefSeq, a predicted model, not a curated record